AUGUCUGAUUCUAAUGCAAUGGAAAAUGAUAGUGAUCCAGUGGUUAAAGAGAUUCCAGUAUACCUCUCAAAAACACUUGCAGAAAAAUUAUUUAUUUUUCAAUAUCCUGUUCGUUCUUGUAAAGAAGGAUAUGACAAUGUAACUUUCUUAAAAACUUCAAUAAAGCCAGAGAAUCAAGAAGUUCUCAUAGAAGUAGCAGUAGAUACACAUAGUGUCAAUUAUGAUCAAAGUAAAGGUGAGCAAAUUGCAAUAAAUGCAGAUGGAGAUUCAAAGAUUGAUCAAGAAGAUGAUGAAAAGGCAUUUGACAGUAAUGUUAUGGACAAAACAGUAUUACAAUCUUCUCGAGCAUUGCCAAAUUGUUCUAAUUAUGGAGUUGGCAUUUUUCAAGAUGGGGAGUUACAUAUAACACCAUUGAGAGGAAUAGUUCAAAUGCGCCCUCAAUUUAAUUAUCUAGAUAAAAGUGAUAAACGUGUAAGAGAAGAAGCCAAAAAUAUGGGUGAAGAAUAUGAUGAAGAAGAAGAAGGUCCAAAACAAGUUAAUGUAACUUUUGCUAGACAAAAACCUGAAUUUAUGAAAAAGAUGCAAGAGCAAUCUUUCCAACAUUAUGCUAAGAAAAGUUUAGAAGAAAGAUGGAUUCAUACAAAUUAUAAUCCAGUGAAUAGUACUCAGGCAGAGCUUACACGUUUAGAAAUGUUUUGUCCUUCUACUGAUGAAACUGUAAACACAUUAAAUAUAUCAACUCAACAAUAUUUAGAAUUAUUAGCACCUAAAGCAAAAGAAGAUCACUAUUUAAAAUCAAAUGUUUCCAACCAUACUACAUCUCUCAAUUAUAUUAGGACUCUACCUCUUCUUGAUCAAGUUAAGAUACUCAUGAAAGAUGCCAAAGUAAUAUCCUUUGCACAGUUAAGAUCAAUUUUGUCACCAGAUCAAGAAACAUCAGCUAUUUUAAAAUAUUUACAACAAGUAGCAGUUUUAGUACAAGGAAAUUGGGUAGUAAAUAGCGAACUUCUAUAUCCAAAAGAUAGUAUAUCGUCAGAUAAUGGUAUUCCAGCAGAACUUAUGUGUAGAGCUCGAGAUUAUAUCUUAUUAUCAUUCACGGAACACGAAUUCGUAGAUCGAAAAAUAGUUUCAUCUGUUAUUAAAUUGCCUCCUGAUGAAAUUAAAGAAAUAUUCACAAAUCUAGGAGUACAUGAACCUAAAAAAGGAUGGCGAUUAGUUAUUCCAUCUACUAAAGAGUUUACUGAAAAAUAUCCUGAAAUUACACAAAGACAAGAAAUGUUUUGGGAAGCAAAAAGAAAACACCUUCGUGAAGCUAUGGAGGUUCAGAAUCAAAUUCCACAACGUCAAAGGCGAAAAUCAAACAGAGAAUCAGUUGGAUCUGAAAAUGAAGAACGAAACAUAGGACGUGGAAGGAAAACAUUAAGAGAUUCAUCAAUGUCUGAUAAUGACAGUGUGUCAGAGCCAGUGAAGCAUAAAAAAAUUAUUCGAUCCCGCAAAGUAUCCGAGACCACGUGACCAAAGUUGAUGCGUGAUUAAAAUGUAUGAUAUUGCUAUAUAUUGUUAAUAUGUUUGAAAUUGCAAAAAAUUUACCUGGGUUAUGUUAUUAUAUUGUUUAGAUA
Eufriesea mexicana is the source of this 1619-nucleotide messenger RNA. RefSeq names its product RNA polymerase III subunit E (gene Polr3E). The record is from RefSeq and is a predicted model, not a curated record. Gene Ontology annotation, cellular component: nucleus; RNA polymerase III complex. Gene Ontology annotation, biological process: tRNA transcription by RNA polymerase III. NCBI's taxonomy places the organism in Eukaryota, Metazoa, Arthropoda, Insecta, Hymenoptera, Apidae. The transcript is spliced from 8 exons. The coding region runs from base 1 to 1515 and encodes 504 amino acids.